GGGACAGCGGUUGCUCGAGCUCUGUUUGCCACUUGGUGUGUGGCCUUGGGCAAGUUACUUAAUGUUUCUGAGUCUUGAUUUCCUCAUCAGUGAAAUGGCAAUGAGAAUGCAAAGGACAUGGUGUCUGGGGCUGCUUGGGCCAUAAUGGGCACAAAGCCAGGUGAAUGAGGCCCUAGAUUUCCUGCCUGAGAAGCUACACAACCCACAUGUGACCCCCAAACAGUAUUUGGCCUAUUCCUUCAUAGAAGUGGCACGGGAUAAAUGAUACAAGGCUGUCUCCAGAAUUCAGAUUCAUAUGCAGAGCUCAGAUACCUGGCCUCCAGCAAGGCAAGGCUUAGCAAGUGCCCCAGCAAGAAGCAAAGCUUAAAAAAAAAAAAAGCAUGUGAGAUCUCCAGGGAACUCGGCAGGGGCGUGCCACCCUCACUCACGUGGCUGGGGCCGUGCCAUGAGGGCAGGGGCCUUUGUGCUCUCAAGAUAGCGUGGGGUGGUCAAGGGAGGCCUCCUGGAGGAAGAAGGCCAGAGGGAGAAGGCCCAGUGCCCUGAGGAGCACGUCUCCGCAGGUCCUCGGAGUGUCGGCCCUGGAGCCCGGCCGCGGCCAUGGAGCCUCUGGAGACCCCCGUCAAGGACGGCAUCCUCUACCAGCAGCACGUCAAGUUCGGCAAGAAAUGCUGGCGGAAGGUAUGGGGUCUACUCUAUGCAGGAGGCCCCUCGGGCGUGGCCCGGCUAGAGAGCUGGGAGGUCCGGGAUGGCGGCCUGGGGCCAGCAGGUGACAGGUCUGCGGGGCCUGGCCGGCGAGGAGAACGGCGGAUCAUUCGCCUGGCUGACUGCGUGUCUGUGCUACCGGCUGAUGGUGAGAGCUGCCCCCGAGACACUGGUGCCUUCCUGCUCACCACCACGGAGCGAAGCCACCUGCUGGCCGCAGAGCACCGCCAGGCAUGGAUGGGCCCCAUCUGUCAGCUGGCCUUCCCGGUGAGCACAGGGCAGGGCACAGGGGAGAGUUCCUCAGGAUCUGGGGAGGCAGAGGCUCCGCAGAGGAGCCUGGUCCCCAUGGAGGAGAACUCCAUCUACUCUUCCUGGCAGGAAGUGGGCGAGUUCCCGGUGGUGGUGCAGAGGACGGAGGCAGCCACCCGCUGCCAGCUGAAGGGGCCCUACCUCCUGCGGCUGGGCCAGGACGCUAUCCAGCUGAGCGAACCGGCCAACCCGCAGGCGCUCUACACCUGGCCCUACUGCUUCCUGCGAAAGUUCGGCUCCGACAAGGGCGUGUUCUCCUUUGAAGCCGGCCGCCGCUGCGACUCGGGCGAGGGCCUCUUCGCCUUCAGCAGCGCCCGCGCCCGCGACCUGUGCGGGGCCUUGGCCGCCGCCAUUGCCCGCCAGCGGGAGCGGCUCCCGGGGCCCCGGCCCUGCCCUCUGCCGCGGGCCACCUCGCUGCCCUCGCUGGAGCCUCCAGGCGAGCUGCGGGAGGGGCCCCCGCGGCCCGAGGCGCCCGGCUCGCGGAAGAUGCGCGCGGCCGAGCCCGGGCCACAGAGUCUGCCGCCGCUGCUGGGCCCCGCGGUCUCCGAGGAGCCGCCAGCAGUGCUCUACGCGUCCGUGUGCAAGCGGGCCAGCGUGCCCCCGAGCGCCGCUGCCGAACACCUGUACGAGAACUUGUGCGCGCCCGACGCCGGCUGCCGGAAGCUGGUGGAAGAGGGCCCGGGCGGCGGCAACCCCCCGGACAGCCCCAUCUACCACAACAGCCAGGACCUGGGCUGGCCCGGCGCGGCCCACGACAGCAGCCUGGAGGCCCAGUACCGGCGGUUGCUGGAGCUGGAGCUGACGGAUAACGGCGACGAGGCCUCGGGAUCUGGCCGCCCGGGUGCGCACUCAGGCUUCAAGGCCAAGCUGGUGACGUUUCUGAGUCGAGAGCGGAAGAAGGGCCCGGCCCCUUGCGACCGGCCCUGAACCACUUGGCGUGGCCGACCGAGGAGAGGAGGGCACUCUCCCUGGGGCAAGAGGGCAGGGGGGACAACCGACAUCUGGGGACGCAAUCCUCACACUCACUCUAGCCUGGAGUGACAAGGUAGGAGGCCUGGGGAGGCCCCCCACCCGACCCCCGUGUAUAGUGUACAGAUUUGCUGGUAAUAAAGCCUUUUUAGUUCUCUCUGUCCA
Messenger RNA from Bubalus bubalis (water buffalo), 2145 nucleotides. It is a transcript of the gene DOK3, whose product is annotated as docking protein 3. Gene Ontology annotation, biological process: cell surface receptor protein tyrosine kinase signaling pathway; positive regulation of MAPK cascade. The transcript is spliced from 6 exons. Gene Ontology annotation, cellular component: cytoplasm. NCBI's taxonomy places the organism in Eukaryota, Metazoa, Chordata, Mammalia, Artiodactyla, Bovidae. The coding region runs from base 598 to 1938 and encodes 446 amino acids. The record is from RefSeq and is a predicted model, not a curated record.